Molecule: messenger RNA, 507 nt
Organism: Lachancea sp. 'fantastica'
Lineage: Eukaryota; Fungi; Ascomycota; Saccharomycetes; Saccharomycetales; Saccharomycetaceae
Source: the annotation of a GenBank genome assembly
AUGGCAUUGGGUAUCAAACAGUUUAUCAAUGUCGCGGGCAUUGUACGCGACUUGAAGAGCUUCAAUUUCAGUAGCGUUUACGGCCAAUGGUUCGGGUACAUCAAUAUCAUAUUGUGUCUCGCACUGGGAAUUGCCAACCUGUUCCACGUAAGUGCGGUGAUCAUUUUUGGUAUAAUCGCGAUAAUACAAGGACUGGUCAUUCUAUUUAUCGAGAUUCCGUUUUUGUUGAAAAUCUGUCCGCUGAGUGACAAUUUCAUCGAGUUCAUCAAGAGGUUCGCCACAAACGGCAAAAGGGCGCUCUUUUACUUGGCAAUGGCCGCCGUUCAAUACUGCUCGAUGGCCGUGAUGGUCACCAGUUUGGUGGUCAUCGCAGCGGGCCUUACAAUUUCGGCACUCAGCUACACAGUGGCCUAUUUCAAGCACCAACAGUUCCAAAGCACCAGUGUGAUCAAGAACCCGGCAGACGACGAUUUCCCCCACGAAGCGGUUGUGCGUGAAAUGCUGUAG